CUGUGUAACGUUCUUUCCGUUCCGACGCAGUUCUCCUUCCGCCCGGUGCUUUUUUUUCUACCUUGCGGCCCACGUGUGGAAUUAAUUCAUUUUAAAAGCAACUAAAAGCUUUUUUCAUAAAAGUGUGGACCAAAUGGCGGCGACUAAUGAGCAGAUGAAGACGAACGUGGGGAAACUCCUGCGGGGAAUCGACAGGUAUAAUCCAGAAAACCUCGCAACGUUGGAGCGCUACGUUGAGACGCAAGCCAGAGAAAAUGCCUACGACCUGGAAGCCAACCUGGCCGUCCUGAAGCUGUACCAGUUCAACCCCGCCUACUUCCAGACUCAGGUGACAUCACAGAUUCUGCUGAAGGCUCUGACCAACCUGCCACACACCGACUUCACUCUCUGCAAGUGCAUGAUCGACCAGACCCACCAGCAAGAGGAACGCCCCAUAAGACAGAUCCUGUACCUCGGGAACCUGCUGGAGACCUGCCACUUCCAGAGCUUCUGGACGAGUCUCGAGGAGAACAGAGAGCUCAUCGACGGCAUCACCGGGUUUGAAGACUCUGUCCGGAAGUUCAUCUGCCAUGUGGUGGGCAUCACCUACCAGACCAUCGAGCACCGGUUACUGGCUGAGAUGCUGGGAGACCCUCUGGACACGCAGGUGAAGAUCUGGAUGAAUAAAUACGGCUGGACGGAGAACGAUGAAGGUCAGAUCUUCAUCUUCAACCAGGAGGAGAGCGUCAAGCCCAAGAACAUCGUGGAGAAGAUCGACUUUGAGAGUGUGUCCAGCAUCAUGGCUACAUCUCAGUGAUGCAAACUCAACAUACACACACUCACAGAGACACACACACUCACACACACUCAUCAGCUGUAAUAGAUUUAACCGGGUCAAUUUCAUAACCACACUUUUCUCAAUAAAGGUAAUUUAUCAUUUCCA
This is a messenger RNA of Labrus mixtus (cuckoo wrasse), 922 nucleotides long. RefSeq names its product eukaryotic translation initiation factor 3, subunit K (gene eif3k). Gene Ontology annotation, molecular function: ribosome binding; translation initiation factor activity. Gene Ontology annotation, biological process: regulation of translational initiation. The transcript is spliced from 8 exons. The coding region runs from base 134 to 796 and encodes 220 amino acids. The record is from RefSeq and is a predicted model, not a curated record. Lineage: Eukaryota; Metazoa; Chordata; Actinopteri; Labriformes; Labridae. Gene Ontology annotation, cellular component: eukaryotic translation initiation factor 3 complex; cytoplasm.